CAAGCUUACUUCCAAGCACUUCGCUCCCUGACGUCGGACUGGAGUCGACUACAAAAGCGCGCCAUGCUCUUCCAUCUAGAGGUACCGGUUCCCUUGAUGACCACCAGCUCGCUCACUGCCUAGGUCUGCCUCUAGAAGCUCUGCCGGCCCUCUUACACCAAGCUCUCGAAAAAUGCGGCACUUCGCCAGCUACUCGGCCUUGCUGCCGCUCCUCGCGGCAGUCGCAGACGCCGCCACCACCAUUUUGUUCAACGGCGGCACCAUCGUCGCCUUUGACCGCCAGUCUGAGGGCCUGCGCGUUAUCCGCAAUGGGUCCCUCCUGGUGCGUGACGACCGCAUCGCCGGCGUCUACGACUCGGCCCCGACCGAUAUCCCAACCGGGGUCGAGAUCGUCGACGCCACCGACAAGAUCCUGACCCCUGGUUUCAUCGACACGCACCGCCACGGCUGGCAGACGGCAUUCAAGACGCUGGGCUCCAACACCUCCCUCGUCGAGUACUUUGGCCGCUUCGGCGAGUUCGCAUCGGCUGGUAAGUGGACCGCCGAGGACGUGUACAACAGCCAGCUGGCCGGGCUAUACGAGGCCGUUAAUUCCGGCGUCACCACCAUGCUUGACCAUGCCCACCACACAUGGGACAGAACUACAUCAAAUGCCGGCCUGCGCGCUAGUAUCGAUAGUGGUAGUAGGGCCUUCUGGGCCUUCACCUUCCACAACACGAGCACGACCGACAUACCCGCCUUAACCCGCGUUUUCCGGGAAAUCGCGCAGAACGCCUCGUUUGAGGGCUCGCCAACCACCCUGGGCAUUUCGUACGACGCAUGGGGUCCCAACCCCAACAUCAACGAGGUCAACACCAUCAUGGACCUUGCCAAGGAGUUCAACGUCUCCGUCAUCACUACGCAUUCGCUGCAGGGGCCCUGGGGCAUCACCAACUCUCCCGAAGACCUGCACGCGCUCAACUACCUCAACAUCUCCAUCCCCAUCGUCUUCUCGCACGCCUCGUUCUUGACGGCCCAGGGCGCGUCGCUGCUGCGCUCGACGAACCAGUACAUCUCCAUCACCCCCGAGUCCGAGAUGCACUACGGCCACACCCACCCGGUCAGCUACCACAUCCAGGACCAGGCCGCGCUCGGCGUCGACACCCACUUCACCUUCAGCACCGACAUCCUGACCCAGGCCCGCAUCUGGCUGCAGCAGGCCCGCUACGAGGCCUUCGAGGACGUGCUCGACCGCUGGGAGCUGCCCGCCAACAACCCCAUGAGCGUCAACCAGGCCUUCCUGCUCGCGACCCGCAACGGCGGCCUCGCCCUGCGCCGCGACGACCUGGGCGUCAUCGCCGAGGGCGCCAAGGCCGACAUCGUGGUCUGGGACGGCGGCUCGCCGGCCCUGCUGGGCUGGACCGACCCCGUGGCCGCCGUCAUGCUGCACGCGAGCGUCGGCGACGUCGAGUCCGUCGUCGUCGACGGGAAGUGGGUCAAGAAGGAGGGGAAGCUCACCGUCGGCGACUACAAGUCGGUCCGCGCAAAGUUCCUGCAGACCGCCAAGAGGAUACAGGACAUCUGGAGGAACACGCCGCUGCCGUCGCCCGAGGAUAUGCAGGCGCCGUUCCCGUACCCAAUCGGCAAGGCCAAGACCGCUGACGUCAAGCGAGGCGACGGGGAUGGCUACGGCGAGGUUCAUAUCUAAGGAAUGCGCCGGUCCAACCAAUGGAAGGAUGCCGUAGUGACUAGACUAGAUGCAAUAAUGAUAAUUAAUGUAUACAUCCA
Messenger RNA from Gaeumannomyces tritici R3-111a-1, 1767 nucleotides. RefSeq names its product amidohydrolase. Bases 173 to 1687 code for a protein of 504 amino acids. Gene Ontology annotation, cellular component: cytosol. NCBI's taxonomy places the organism in Eukaryota, Fungi, Ascomycota, Sordariomycetes, Magnaporthales, Magnaporthaceae. The record is from RefSeq and is a predicted model, not a curated record. Gene Ontology annotation, molecular function: deaminase activity. The transcript is spliced from 2 exons.